Molecule: messenger RNA, 1917 nt
Organism: Lasiosphaeria miniovina
Lineage: Eukaryota; Fungi; Ascomycota; Sordariomycetes; Sordariales; Lasiosphaeriaceae
Product: chromatin assembly factor 1 subunit A-domain-containing protein
Exons: 3
Coding region: 1-1917 (638 amino acids)
Biological process (GO): nucleosome assembly
Cellular component (GO): CAF-1 complex; nucleus
Source: RefSeq, a predicted model, not a curated record
AUGCCUCGUUUUGUCCAGUCGGCGGACUCGUCAGGGCGCAAGAGAACCCAUAUGGACUACUUGCAACCGACGAAUAGCGAGUCCCAAGAUUUUUCAGCCAAAGCCCACGGCAGCGACGUCGAGAAUUCCUUGAGCGACAAAGAGAAUGUAUUCUCAACUAAUGCGCCCGGCGCUGCCUCUUCGCCAAUCAAAAGCAACGCUGGCCUGACUGAGUCUGGAAGCAGUCCACUAGACCAAAAUACGCCAUCCCCGAAUCCCACACCAAGCCGAGCCUCGAGCCACAAUCCCAUAAUCACAGUGCCUAUUUUAGCUCCAAAUACGUUACCAGUUCAAUCAUCAAUAGCGACCACAACAACAGACGAAGCAGCGGCUCCCAAGUCUUCGACCAGCGAGCCGCCUGUUAAAAAGAAGAGGCUGUCGGAGGAGAAGGCAGCAAAGAUCAAGGCAGACGAGGCCCGCAGGCUGGAGCGUGAACAGCGUGAGCAACUGCGUAAGCAGAAGAAGCGGGAGAAGGAGGAGGCUGAGAAGCAGAAGGCCGAACUCAAAGCCGCAAAAGCUGCCGAGAAGGAAGCGGAAAAGAAGCGGCUUGCUGAUGAGAAAGAGAAAAAGAAGCGAGGAAAGGAGGAGGAGGAAGCCAGAAAGGCGAAGAAGGCAGGCACCCAAACGAAGUUGACCAACCUGUUUAAGGUAGCUCCCUUCGCCCCUAGAAAGGUGCGACCACAACCUAGACUCGAGAAUGUCGACGACUCGAGCUCAGCCAGAACGUCUUCGAAGGCUGCGAUGAAGGACAUCUCGGUUUAUAAACAGAUGUUCCAGCCUUUCUUUGUCAAGGACCAUGUCACCCUCGCCAGCACCCCUUUCAGAAUGGACGAGACUCGAGACGCCAAAUCCAAAAUCCUUGAUGAGUACCUUGAAGGCAAGCGAGGAGAGUUUAUACCAGUGGCAUUCAACCCAUCGGAUGCCCUUCAGAUUCCGUUCCCGGUUCGACGUGGAAGAGUGUACCCCUCUGUCAGAAAGAUUAUGGCUGAGUACGGCGACUCAUCCUCGACACCCGUCGAUCUCACAACAGAGUCCCAGAACACACAGAUCCGCCACACCCGGGACGCUCUGAAGACAGUGCCGCUAAAGUCUCUGAAGUUUAGAGAAGACGUGAGACCGCCAUAUAUUGGUACGAUUAGCGGUCUACUUCCUGGUGUGAAGAGUCUUCGGAAAGUUGCAAGAAACCCUCUUGCCCGAAACAUUCUGCCCUUGAACUACGAAUAUGAUUCGGAAGCCGAGUGGCAAGAAGAAGACGGCGAAGAUGUCGAAGACCUGGAGGACGAGGAGGAGGACGCCGACAACGAUUCGGACGUUGACAGCCUGAUCGAUGAUUCCGAAGACGCCCCUGCCCGAUUGGUGUUUUCGGGUGGCAUGGAGCCUGAAAGCACAGGCCUCUGCUGGGAGGAUAAUAAGCGGCUUAACAGCGUACCAGAUGUGUGCAAGUUUCGGAUGGAGGUUAUUCUGGAAUCCCUGGAUCAACAUAGUGCUAUCAACCCUUUUGAAACGGCAUACUGGGAGACGACACCAUCCGCAGUUGUGCUGGCUGCCGACCCGGUUGCCUCUGUUCCUCCCGGGAUUUCUCAGCCCACCUCGGACUCGCGUCCGGCUCCAAUGGCGCCGCCCCCGCCACCAUCGGAUGCGUUUCAUACGCUUGCGGUGGGAGCCGCAACAACUAAGAAAUCACCGCAACCUUUGUCGGUGGCUUUGCAGGUUCAACUCAAGGACCUCAUACGAUCUAAGCCCAACCUUUCCAAGGUCGGCCUCAUCGAGCUGUUUGCCUCUGAACACGAGAAUUGCUCAAGAGCCCAAAUCAAGACAUCGUGGGACGCCAUUGCACAGAAGAAUGGGAAGAGUUGGAAAGUGAAAGGCGAGGCAUGA